Messenger RNA from Trichechus manatus latirostris (Florida manatee), 1324 nucleotides. RefSeq names its product replication factor C subunit 4 (gene RFC4). Gene Ontology annotation, molecular function: ATP binding; DNA binding; DNA clamp loader activity. NCBI's taxonomy places the organism in Eukaryota, Metazoa, Chordata, Mammalia, Sirenia, Trichechidae. Gene Ontology annotation, biological process: DNA-templated DNA replication; DNA repair. The record is from RefSeq and is a predicted model, not a curated record. The transcript has 10 exons. Bases 145 to 1257 code for a protein of 370 amino acids. Gene Ontology annotation, cellular component: DNA replication factor C complex; nucleus.
AGUGCAUUCAGAGGUUCCUAGUUCAUGGGGUGAUGUCCUUUAUUUAGUACGUAAUGACUGAAUGCCUUUACGGAAGAUUAAGUGUGCUUUCAGGCAGUACUUCCUCAUAAUGAUUUCCAAGUAGCUUUUCCUUUUCUGUCUUCCAUGGGUCAGGGUGAAGUAACCAUGCAGGCAUUUCUAAAAGGUGCAUCUAUCAGCACUAAACCACCACUCACCAAGGAUCGAGGAGUUGCUGCCACUGCAGGAAGCAGUGGAGAGAACAAGAAAGCCAAACCUGUUCCAUGGGUGGAAAAAUAUCGCCCAAAAUGUGUGGACGACGUUGCUUUCCAGGAAGAGGUGGUUGCAGUGCUGAAAAAGUCUUUAGAAGGAGCCCAGCUCCCUAAUCUCUUGUUUUACGGGCCACCUGGAACUGGAAAAACAUCAACUAUUUUGGCAGCAGCGAGGGAACUCUUUGGGCCUGAACUUUUUCGAUUGAGAGUUCUCGAAUUAAAUGCAUCUGAUGAACGUGGAAUCCAAGUAGUUCGGGAGAAAGUGAAGAAUUUUGCUCAGUUAACUGUGUCAGGAAGUCGCUCAGAUGGGAAGCCGUGUCCUCCUUUUAAGAUUGUGAUUCUGGAUGAAGCUGACUCCAUGACCUCGGCUGCUCAGGCCGCGUUAAGGCGCACCAUGGAGAAGGAGUCUAAGACCACCCGCUUCUGCCUCAUCUGUAACUACGUCAGUCGAAUAAUUGAACCCCUAACCUCUAGAUGUUCUAAAUUCCGCUUCAAACCUCUGUCAGAUAAAAGUCAGCAGCAGCGACUACUGGACAUUGCUGAGAAGGAAAAUGUCAACAUUAGCAACGAGGGAAUAGGUUAUCUUGUUAAAGUGUCAGAAGGAGACUUGAGAAAAGCCAUUACAUUCCUUCAAAGUGCUACUCGGUUAACUGGCGGAAAGGAGGUCACAGAGAGGGUGAUCAUGGACAUUGCUGGGGUAAUACCAGCUGAGACAAUUGAUGGAAUAUUCACUGUAUGUCAGAGUGGCUCCUUUGACAAACUAGAAGCUGUGGUCAAGGAUUUGAUAGAUGAGGGUCACGCAGCAACUCAGCUUGUAAAUCAAUUUCACGAUGUAGUCAUAGAGAAGGACCUCUCUGAUAAACAGAAGUCUGUUAUUACAGAAAAGCUUGCGGAGGUGGAGAAAUGCUUAGCAGAUGGUGCAGACGAGCAUCUGCAACUCAUCAGUCUCUGUGCGACCGUCAUGCAGCAGUUAACGCAGAAUUGUUAAACUGAAUAUGGUUUAAAUCCUUUGUAAAUAUGGGGUUAUGCCAAGAAUAAAAAAAUGACCAAAGCAA